Molecule: messenger RNA, 690 nt
Organism: Neurospora tetraspora
Lineage: Eukaryota; Fungi; Ascomycota; Sordariomycetes; Sordariales; Sordariaceae
Exons: 1
Coding region: 1-690 (229 amino acids)
Source: RefSeq, a predicted model, not a curated record
AUGUCCUCACAUUCGAAUCGUCGACCGGGUGCCCAUCCCACCGGCGGCGGACAGCAUCAACCUCAACCCCCGACACUCCGACCCUCUCAGCAAAUUCCGCAUCUCGUCAACGUGGCACCCAGCAUGUUUGUUCCCCUCAGAAAGGAGGACGUCGAACCACCAUCCGAAGACGAUGAGCCAAGCCAGCGGAUCGCACGUUUGAAGCGCAUCAUCGAGACCAUUGACUACCACACCGCCGCCGUCAAGGAGAACUACAUGUGGAUGUUUGAGCGGGAGAUGCGCCGGUACUCGCUUGACGCCGCCGAGCGUGAAGAGGAGUUCAAGCUUCGCGAUCUGCACCCACCGGGCCCAGCAGAGGCGGAAAUCGACGCCGUGUUCGCCAGCAUGGAGAGGCCGGCCCCCGAGGGAUUUGACUACAACGAUCCCAACAAUCCGUUCAACGUCAAACAUCUGCCGGAGCUCAACCCGCAGGAGGUCAUGCCGCGCGAUGUCUCGGUGAGGGAGAAGGCCAUGAUGGAUAUCCUGACGGUGGUGGACUCGGGCAAGAACGAAAUCGAUGGGUACCAGAAUCACAUGAAGAACUUGAGGAGCACCUACGUCGAAUUGCUGGGGAGGGAGCAGGAAAGGCUCAGACAGGCGGCGUUGAGGCCGGAGGAACGGACUCGGGUUCAAGAUGCGCCCAUGGGUUGA